AUGCCUGUAAGAUGGAACAUUGAUGACUUGAAGGGUGAACUGACUUCCAUGGCUACUUUGCUGGAGAGAAGAGGCAAAACCACACAGAUGUCAAUGGCCUUGGCCAAACAAUUCUGUAGCAAGCUUGAAGCAGCUGCCUCUGAGUUGGGUGCUGCUGCCCUUUUGAGUCUCUCUGACCACCUUGCUGAGACCAACUUGCCUGAGGAUUGUGUAGACCAGAUCACCCAGACCUUGGACAAUGUCUGCGUGAUGGAUGGUAGUGGCCAGUCAGCUCUGAAACUGACUACCAAAGCUCAGACAUGUGAUCACUUGGAGAACUUCUUGACAGGCAAGGACUGGACAGCUUUGGAGACUGAAGGUCUUUGGCCUGGAGUCCAUGUCCUGGUGAAAAGAUUGAGACUGAUUGGCAUUACCUCUCUCAAGGAAUGUGUCAAGAAGAUUAGUUUGGGUAUCUUGGUGCUGAUGGAGCUCCAGAGAUCAGGAGGUAGGAUGCCCAAGUACAUAGAAAUUUACAACUUGGGUACACACUUCAGCCAAGCUUUCAAUGCCAGCAGUGUGGUGGCACCCAAAGGAGUCAGACCUCUGCUGAACUACCCUGCCUGCCCACAAAUGAUCUCUCAAGACUUCAUUGACUUGGCCUAUAGCCAUGAUGAUCCCCCUGUGGACAAGGUUUUGGAAGACCUCAACUAUUUGAUCCUGAACCACAUUCCAGUGAGGUCUACCAGCAAGCUACUCAAAGAUGAGGCUGAAACUGAACAGAGGGCUGCUUCUGGAAGGCACCCUGUCAAGUCUUCCAAGCUGAAGGCCCCCAGUGGGUGCAGCAAAGAAGAGCAGGCAGCCUACCACUUGCAUGAAGCCCAGAAAUUAAUGGCUUUGAACGAUGUUGAUGAGCACCCAAAGAGCACUGACUCUGACAACUUUAAAGUGCAGAGGGAAAGAGCAGUGCUGUUCAGACCACCUUCUUUCUCCAAAAGGUUGGAGCAGGCAGCCUUGCCUGUCACUGCUCAGCUAGCCCUGCCUGCUUCUGCCCCAGUAGAGCCCAAGACUGCUGAAGCCCCUGCUGCCCAAACUGUGCCUGAAGAAGCUACAGCACCCAGUGUGGACCCAGCCAAGCAGGCAAAGGACAAAGCAGCAGUUCAGCCUGCAGAUGCUAAAAGCAUUGAAGAGUUGGAAGAAGAGAACUUCAGAAGAUUGACAGCCAAAAAGAGACCAUGCCCAAAGAAGGAAGCCAAGCAGAAGGAUCAGCAGGCUUUGCUGUCUGCUGAAUAUCCUUAUGGGCAAUUGAAAUGUAUGAUGGAUUUGGAGGCCACUGAUGGUGCCACCAUUCAACUGCCUGUUUUGAACUUGAAGAGCUACAUGGCAGCUUUGUUUGAUGAGAGUCCUUCCUAUUCAUCUUUGCUGCUGAGAACCAAGAGGAGCACUCUGGAACAUCCUUGGGGGUUGGUGAUGUACAUGGAUGAAAUCACUCCUGGAAAUGUCCUUUCUGGAAGGUUGACCAGAAAGUCUUGGUGCAUCUAUGGCACAAUGCUUGAUUUCACUUUGGAUGAUUUGUCUCAUGAGCUAGCUUGGAUGCCUUUGGCUCACAUUAGAUCUACAGUUGUGGACAAGCUCAAAGGAGGAGUUAGUCAACUUUUUGCAGCUGUUCUGAAAUCAAUCUUCCUUGAUGGGCAAUGUGACCCCAGAUUGGGUCUUUUGUUGCCUAGAACUUCUGGUGAUUCCUUGAAGAUUUAUUUUGAUUUGAAAACAAUUUUGCAAGAUGGAGGUAGUCGCAAAUUCUGCUGGUCUUACAAGGGUGAUGCAGCUUUGAGGCCUUGCCUUUUGUGUAAUAUACACACUGACACUGGGGAAGAUGCCAUGGAUGAUGAAGAGGUGAAUUUGACAACUUGUUUGAAGUACAGUGAUUUGAGAAUAUUCACAUCAGAUGACAUUUUGUCUUCAUUUGAUAGACUGGAUGCCAAAAGGUUGGAAAUGACCAAAGUCGACUUUGACAAUUGGCAGAAAGCUGUGGGAAAGACCUGGCAGCCCAAGAUUUUGCCUUUGGACCCAGACGUUCGAUCCAAUACACUCUUGGCACCAGCUUCCCAGUAUGCACAUGACUGGAUGCAUUGCUGUUUGUCAAAUGGUACAUUUGCAGUGGCUUCCUAUCAGCACUUCAAUGCCUUGGACACUUCAGCUUGGGAAACUUUUGGUGAAUAUCUGGGACAUUGGUUUUGGCCAACACACUUGGGCAUGAAACAUUUGCCAGAACUUUUCCAAGCCAAGAAGAUCAAGAAAUACAAGACAAACAAAAGGUUCAACCCUGGUGCAAGUGAAGCCCUCAGUCUCCUGCCCAUUUUGGUCUUUUGGUGUAGGAAGGUGCUAUUGCCAAGCAAUUUUGCUCCUCGUCCAGUUCAAGCUUUCUUGGCAGUUGCAGAAGUGAUCUUCAUUUUGCAUGAGGGGCAGCUCUGGGGUAUGGCUGCAAGAGAUUCUUUGCAAAAGGCUGUGGAGCACAGCCUUCAGCUUGCACAUGAAU
This is a messenger RNA of Durusdinium trenchii, 2512 nucleotides long. The record is from the annotation of a GenBank genome assembly. Lineage: Eukaryota; Dinophyceae; Suessiales; Symbiodiniaceae.